AUGGAGCUGCCCACGAUUCUCCUCACCCUCUUCUGCCUGUGUCUUGGCCUGGGUUCUGGCCAGUAUGCUCCGGACCUCAUCACAUCCUUGCCUGGACUCUCUACUCAGCCCAACUUUCGACAAUGGUCCGGCUACCUCCAGGCUGGCCAGGGCAAAUACUUCCAUUACUGGUUUGUGGAAUCCCAGGGGAACCCUGCCUCAGACCCCUUGGUGCUCUGGCUGAAUGGCGGCCCUGGCUGUAGCUCCUUGGAGGGACUUCUGGCAGAGAAUGGACCCUACCGGAUCAACGCUGAUGGAUCUCUCUACAGAAACCCACACAGUUGGAACCUGGUGGCCAAUGUCUUGUACCUGGAGUCCCCCGCUGGUGUGGGUUACUCCUACUCCCUCAGUCAAAACUACCAGAUCAAUGACCAGCAGGUGGCUGCUGACAACUACCAGGCACUGCUGAGCUUCAUUGAAAAGUUUCCAACUUUUGCCAACCAUGACUUCUAUGUUUUUGGAGAAAGCUACGGGGGUGUGUACGUCCCCUCCCUGAGUGCACAAAUUGUCAAGGGUUCAUUGUCCUUCAACUUCAAGGGCUUUGGAGUGGGAAAUGGAAUGAGUAACUACCAGCUGAACGACGAUACCCUGCUGGAAUUCGGAUACUACCACGGCCUCUUUGGAGAUGACCUCUGGGAAUCCCUCAAAACGUACUGUUGCUCUGAAGGCACAUGCAACUUCUUCAGUAACACGGAGAACAACUGCUUCAAUGCGGUCUUGAAAGCUUAUAAUAUGAUUCAGGAUAUUGGCCUCAACAUCUACAACCUGUAUUCACCCUGUUGGGGGUCACAUGGCUACCAGGGGCGUUAUACUUCUGACAUGAGCAACCUCUUCCGAAGAUACCAGUUUAAUGUGGCCACCCCACCUCCUGAUGGUCCUGUCCCUGGGGUCCCUGAAUGCAUCAACGCCACAGCCAUGUACAUGUGGCUGAACCGCAACGACGUGAGGCAGGCCCUCCACAUCCCGGAUACCCUCCCUGUCUGGGAACUGUGCAGCUCCCAGGUUACCUCUCAGUACCAGAGGCAGUACAUGGACAUGACCCCUUUCUACCAGGAGCUGCUGCAGUAUGACCUCCGAGCCCUAGUCUACAAUGGGGACACCGACAUGGCUUGCAACUUCCUGGGUGGAGAGAGGUUUGUGGAGGCCCUGAAGCAGCCGGUGGUGAGCCCCUACCAACCCUGGUACUGGAAUAACCAGGUGGCUGGCUUCUUUAAAGAGUACAAGAAGAUCUCUUUCCUCACAGUAAAGGGCUCAGGACACAUGGUGCCCCAAUACCGACCUGCUCAGGCUCUGAAGAUGUUUGAGAGCUUCCUGAAGAACACCUCCUUCUUGUGA
Chrysochloris asiatica (Cape golden mole) is the source of this 1374-nucleotide messenger RNA. RefSeq names its product lysosomal protective protein-like. Gene Ontology annotation, molecular function: serine-type carboxypeptidase activity. Lineage: Eukaryota; Metazoa; Chordata; Mammalia; Afrosoricida; Chrysochloridae. The transcript has 11 exons. Gene Ontology annotation, biological process: proteolysis. Bases 1 to 1374 code for a protein of 457 amino acids. The record is from RefSeq and is a predicted model, not a curated record.